AUGGCUCUCAAAAGAAUCCGAAAAGAACUGGAAGACCUGAAGCGCGACCCACCCGCACAAUGCAGCGCCGGUCCGGUCGGCGACGAUCUGUUUCACUGGCAGGCGACGAUCAUGGGACCACCUGACUCUCCCUACCAAGGUGGCGUCUUCUUCCUCACCAUUCACUUCCCAACGGACUAUCCGUUCAAACCUCCGAAAGUCUCGUUCACGACGCGCAUAUAUCAUCCGAACAUUAACAGUAACGGCAGUAUAUGUCUGGACAUACUACGUAGUCAGUGGAGUCCGGCGCUGACCAUCAGCAAGGUACUGCUCAGCAUCUGUUCACUACUCUGCGAUCCGAAUCCAGACGAUCCGCUGGUGCCGGAGAUUGCGCGCAUCUACAAGACUGACCGGGACAAGUACAACGAGCUAGCGCGAGAGUGGACUCGGAAGUAUGCGAUGUAG
Molecule: messenger RNA, 444 nt
Organism: Rhagoletis zephyria (snowberry fruit fly)
Lineage: Eukaryota; Metazoa; Arthropoda; Insecta; Diptera; Tephritidae
Source: RefSeq, a predicted model, not a curated record